Thunnus maccoyii (southern bluefin tuna) is the source of this 3252-nucleotide messenger RNA. Its product is annotated as extensin-like. NCBI's taxonomy places the organism in Eukaryota, Metazoa, Chordata, Actinopteri, Scombriformes, Scombridae. The record is from RefSeq and is a predicted model, not a curated record. The coding region runs from base 273 to 1301 and encodes 342 amino acids. The transcript is spliced from 5 exons.
AGAGAGAGAGAGAGAGAGAGAGAGAGAGAGAGAGAGAGAGAGAGAGAGAGAGGCGCACUCAGGACGCAAACAGUCCUCCUUUAGUCCCUCCAGCCACGCAUACACUGGCAGAGCCGCCGCUGUCUGCUGUGGGUAGUACAGUACAUGUAGCUGCCCAGGAUUCUCAAACUACUCCAUUAAAGUCUGGGAUCUGAGAACAAGAGGGACCCGCGAAGAGGAGAACAGACGGCAUUUGUUUGGUGAUUUUCUGACUGUGUUGGCAGAGGACAGAGAUGAUGGGGAACAAACUCUGGAUUGCUCUUUGUGCGCUGCUCCUCAUUAAUGUGGGAUCCGCUGAUCAUGAUGACGGCCACACUGGUGCCCCCCCCACCUCAAGGAGUCCUACAGUUGCUGAGGUCAUGCCCAGUGCCCCAGCUGCAGACUCUCUACCUGCUUCCAGCCUCAACCAGACCAGUCAUGCUACUGCUGCAUCAUCUGCACUAAAUAGCUCCGACACAAAUGCAAGAUCUAAUGGCAACGCAACUACAAAUGGAGAAACCCCCUCUGUGAGACCCCAGCCAAAGAAUUAUAAUGACACGGAGGCUCCUGUCCCGGAGAAAAAUAAGAACCUGACAGAUCACACAACAUCACAGCCUCCAAGUCCCCAUUCUGAGAGCCACAUUCCCACCUCUCACGUUCCCCCUACCUCCACUGCUGCCAUCCCCGCACACACAACUCACACUGUCCCUGCAAACACAUCAACCACCACACCGCCCUCAAACACGACACACCACCCUGCAGGCCUACUUCCUGACUCCAUUACAUCAAGCCAGCCUGCUCACCCCAAAACACACUCACCCACCUCCUCCCCAACACCUAAAUCUGCCAUUACGACUACCAACAACCACUCCACUUCAACACCGAGCACCAGCUCCUCCCAAAAGCCCCCCAAUUCUCAGCCACCGACGCUCACACCACAACCAAACACUUCGCAGUCUGACAGGCCUCUUUCGGUCAGUGAAAUCCACCCCAAGACUACCAUCACCACGCCAACCAGCAUCUCUGCCCAGACCAAAGGCCAUGCAGACAACCCAUCCCAGCUCAACGUUGGGGGUGACACGACGAUGGCCCAUGAGUCUCCCACAUUAGACCCCCUCCUGGCUGGCCUGGUGUCAGCCUUCAUCAUCACUGCUGUCAUCAUCACUCUGCUCCUCUUCCUAAAGCUGCGACGGAGAGACAACAGACCAGAGUUCCGCAGGCUGCAGGACCUACCAAUGGACGAUAUGAUGGAGGACACACCAUUGUCCAUGUACAGCUACUGAUGGAGGCAUGACUGAACUUCUGGCGCUCAAAUACUCUCUACUAAUCCAGGCUCUCGCCACAACGGUCGGACCUGGUCUCUCUUCCUUAAUCUGCACCAAACAGAGAGAAUCCUGGGUAGGUGUAAGCAAAUUUCUGGGUUGCUUUAAUUUAUCCAGACGAUGGAGAUGUAGGAAAAGACAUGACAGAAGCUGCAAUGGACAAUGAAGACAUCGCCCACAUCAGGGUCCCUUUGGCAAACGUCUAUUUUGGUGUUUGUAAUUACAAAUUGAGCCAGUGCCUCUGUUCAUUACUGUGCCCUUAAUAUUUUUCAGCCCAUCUUUAGGGGUUUGGGGUUGUAUAAUAUAUUUUGAUUUCCCAAGAGUUGAGAAGGGUAAAGCAGGACGCAACAUCAUUAGUCGUACCCAUCACUUGGAUGGUUCACACCUGGACACAGAUUCAGCCUGUCCUGCCAGACUCUUACCUGAGCGCACUGGUCUAAUUUCCCUUUAUCAGUUAAUGUUGUAAAGUCUGGCAGAAAAGACGUCUUGUAGUAUGACGGCGAGGCCAGAAAAGUGAAAUGAACAUAGCAAACGGCCUGAUUAUAGUGUUAAUGAGGUUGCACUUUAGUUUUUCAAAAAUGGAAAAAAAAUGGACGAAUAUUUUUUUGUGUAUGAGAAAAUUUGAGUUUUGUGUUUGUACAUAAGUGCAGGCGUAGCUGUGUGUGCGUUUGUAAGUGUAUGUGCAGGUGUGUGAGUCUGUUAAAGGUGCAUGUAUGGUUUUUUGGAGGCAUGGCAGGGGUUAUUUAAGAGUUAGUUGUUUUUUUUCUGUGUUGAAGGUUCUGCUGUUCUUAGACCUGAGCUUGACAUGUGCAGUGUGAUUUUUUUCUUUGUUUGUUUCUUUCCUGGGGUCUUCAGUCCAGGAGAGAGUGCCUUACACAUUUUUAUUCCUACCAACUAGGUCAACCAGUCGUUCCCAGUACUGUGUGUGACUCAAAUUUAAGUGCACACUGAGUGCCAGGUAGCUGCUCUGACUUGCCUGUGUUUGAAGACUAGCCUUGAGCGUGUUCACCAUGAGGCACUCAUUCAAACCAUGACAGUUGCAGAAAUUGGCCAGUGGCUUUUCCACACAAUGUUAGCAUUGUCCUGUGCAUUGUAAAUACUACUGAUGAUUGCACCAUACAAAGACAACGUUACUAAACUCUUCAUCUUAUCUGCUGCUUCAGCAUUCACCAGACACAAACAUAUUGAAAAUGUUACAUGGACUGACCUGACAGCACCUUGUUCUCAGUAGGCAAGUUCACAAAUAUUCCAUUGAUUAUACUGCUUAUCAGCCUCGCUGUAUAUUUGCUUUGCAAAUGUGCAGGAAAUGUGAGUGCAAGUGAGACACAUACAGGACAACAGAACAAUCCACAUCAAUACAAAACAUAUAUUGCUCUUUAUUUGGAAAUGAGCCUAUGUAGCAACACAUCAAGAUGGCUACUGAUUUAAUAAGCCACCUGGAUAAUAAAGCUCAUGAAUUGGAGCUAAUACUUGAGUUUGAUAUUGAACAACUACAGAUGAGUGACGAAUUAAAGGAAAAAUCAACAAAGUGUCUUAGUAAGGUGUUGAGCUAUCAUGAACCUUCAGAGGACAUGUCUCAGUAACGCUACUAGAGAUAAACAUCAUUCUUCCAAAAGAUUUUUGUUGUUUUGAUGAUGGUGGUCAAACUGAUGUGCUCAGUUGGAUUGAGAUCUAAUCACUGUGAAGGCUUUCAGUGAACGCUUGUUUUUCCUUGUCACCCAUCUGUACAUCCAGUUCUAAUCUAAAUUAUACAUCAGAGAUUACUGAUAUUAGUGUUAACAAUGAUCUGUGAUGUCCUGGAUUUGUCCCUUGCUUUAAGUGUCAAAAGUGUCCUGAUGCAUACUGAGGCUUUGUUGCCAGAUGUGGAUUAUGAACUGUUGGUGUUUUAUGAUUAAAGGUAUUUUGAAAUCAA